UAUGUUUUUUGCUAUGCUCGGUUGUGUGUGUGUGUACAACAAAUGUGAUGAAUCAUGUUGCCUAAAGUAAAAAUAUGAAUGGAAAAAGAAAGGUGGCAGAAGUGACGCGAUACUAUUGGCCUUUCCACCCCCUUACCAACGAACCCCACUUCAAUUGUGAUUCACUUGGCCGCAGACUGAAGUGAGAGACAAGAUGAGUAGUAUCGUGGUACACGACAGCGGUCGUAACGAUUCCAAUUACUGCAAUUUGCAGGGCAAUCGCACCACGAUCAUUUUCACAAACGCCUACAAUGGCAUACCAGAGACUCUUAUACUCAAUACAAUAUUUUGGGUGUUGCUUAUACUGCUGUUCACCACGCUACGUCAUCAGGCGAGCGACUAUCGCCUUGCACUUGUAAAUCCCAAUGGCACUAAAAAACGCUGGACAGAAAUAUUUUAUUCACGUGCAGCAAGCGUUGUCGACCCACAGCCCAGCUCCAGUUCCAAUGCCGCCAACGCUGGACAACAGAGUCCACGUCCCAGCGUGGAGUCUCCCUCGGCGGCGGAUUCUACGCCGCUGUCGCCCAUACAAAUGGAGCCGGGCAUUUUUAAUUGGAUUACCGUCACAUUAAAGCUGCGCAAGGAGACCAUCUUACUGCACUCGGGACCAGAUGCCGUGCACUAUUUGUCGUUUCAACAGCAUUUGAUGACCGUUAUGGCAAUUGUGACCAUCAUCUCCUUGGCCAUCAUAUUGCCCAUCAACUUUUUAAAUGGACCACAAGAAACGCCGUAUGAUGUAAAUACAUUUGCACGCACCACAAUGGCUAAUCUGGCGCCAGAUUCUCCUUGGCUCUGGGUGCAUACAAUCAUAACCAUAUUAUACAUACCGCUAGUGGUGCUGAUCAUGCGUCGUUCUUCGGGCAGAAAUGCAUUCAAGAAAGCCGCCACGCGCACCAUUAUGAUAUCCAAUAUAUCCAACAGCGAUCGCAACAAGACAGUUAUACGUAACUAUAUGCAGGAACUGUUUCCGGAUGUGACAAUUGAGACCGUCAGCAUUGCCUACAAUAUAUCGCGUCUGUAUGUGCGUAACGCGGAGUACGAGCGUGUGCGGGAGGCACGGAUCUACUGCGAACAGCAUCGUAAUCGGGAUACGCUCAUGGCUAAGCCGGAAAUGUGCUCGUGCAAGAAGGAGAAUGCCUAUGAGUAUUAUCAGCGAGAGGAGCGUAAACUGUCUGGCGAUGUGGCUCGCUUACGUGCCGUUACCCUGAAUGAGCCACUUGAUAUAGCUUUUCUGACAGUGUCCACGGUGCAGGAGGCGCAGAAUAUUGUCACCCACUUUACGCCGGGCACCUAUCGUCAAUGGGAUUUAAUGUUUGCACCAUCGCCCGAUGAUAUUUUCUGGGAGAACUUGAAUGUGAAUCGCAGCCAUUGGUAUUUGAAGUUCGUCUGCGUCAAUGUGGUGCUCUUUAUAGUGCUCUUCUUUCUCACCACGCCCGCCAUGGUAGUGAAUAUGCUGAACAAUCGACCCUGGCUUAAGGAUACCGAGAACAAAAUCUCGCCGCUAGUUUCAGAGUUCUUGCCCACAUUGAUGCUGUGGACACUGUCAGCGCUCAUGCCGGUUAUUGUUUCUAUAUCGGACAAGUGGAUGGGUCACUAUACGCGGUCGAAGCAAAACUACUCCAUAAUGACCAAAUGCUUUGGCUAUCUGCUGCUUAUGAUUCUCAUACUACCAUCGCUGGGCUUGACCUCAGCACAAGCGUUGCUUGAAUGGAGCCUGACCAAUGAUACGGGACGUUGGCAAUGCAUCUUUUUACCGGAUCGCGGUUCGUUCUAUGUGAAUUAUAUCAUUACUGCAGCCUUCAUUGGUACCUCAUUGGAACUGCUGCGCUUUCCCGAGCUAAUUGUGUAUAUUUGGGCACUGCUGAAGGCCACCUCCAAGGCUGAGACGCCCUUCAUACGCAAGUCCAUUUUGAUAGAAUUUCCUUUUGGCACGCACUAUGCCUGGACUACGCUGGUCUUUACCAUAUCGAUAGUGUACAGCGUGUUCUGUCCGUUGAUCAUGCCCUUCGCUAUAGUCUACAUAUGCUUGAAGCAUAUGGUGGAUCGCUAUAAUCUCUACUUUGCCUAUGGACCAUCAAACAUGAUUUCGCGCAAGGGUGGCAAAAUACACUCUACGGCAGUCACCAUGACCAAGUUCUCUGUACUCAUACUGGUUCUAGUGAUGGCCAUGAUGUGCUACUUCCGCGGUGACGAUGGCAUGGCGCGAUUCCUCAUACUCACCAUAACGCUGGCAAUUACCAUAACCUUGUUUAUGUUUAUGUCGCCCAUUAAACGCUGCGCAGCCACUCGUCGUCCCAGCAUUGUGGAGAUUGCUGGCCCCGCACCAGCGUAUAUACCCGAUGUGCUAAAGGCGUGUCCGCCCAGCAACGCCAGACCUUCGGUAGCGGGCUUUAAUGGUUAUGGCUCGGAUAAUGUGUCAGAAUAUGAUAGUUCACAGUACAGCGUUAACAGCGUGGAGGCGUAAAACGAGGCUAAGAAUUCAUACUCUCGACGACAAGAAGUAAACAAAGCGCGUUCAGCACUAACAUAUUUUUUGAUAAGAUUUUUAAAAAGCUGCUGUUGGAGCACUUUGUUUGUUAAGAGCAGUUGAGAGUAGAGGAAGUAGCAGCAUAUGUGAUAGCAAUUAGCCUCGGUUUUCUGUAUAAUUUCAAACGAUGUAGUUAUGUAUAUAUAUAUAGACGCCUCUAAUCUUUAGCUACUUAUAAUUUUCAAAUUGUAUAUA
Drosophila busckii is the source of this 2761-nucleotide messenger RNA. It is a transcript of the gene Tmem63, whose product is annotated as CSC1-like protein 2. NCBI's taxonomy places the organism in Eukaryota, Metazoa, Arthropoda, Insecta, Diptera, Drosophilidae. The record is from RefSeq and is a predicted model, not a curated record. The transcript has 3 exons. Gene Ontology annotation, molecular function: calcium-activated cation channel activity. Bases 194 to 2503 code for a protein of 769 amino acids. Gene Ontology annotation, cellular component: plasma membrane.